UAACAACAUUCAAACCAACGUUUAUGACUGAAGUUUUGACACUCGUGAAAAAGCAAGUGCAAAGUCGUUUGUGAGAUUAUGUGUGACAGGUGAUUAUUUCAAUGGUGUUGAAGUGUGGAUGGAUGUUGAAGUUGACGUUUAACGAUCCAGGGAACAGUGAACAAAUGGUGUUAAGUGUAGGCCGAUCCUUCCAUAUAUAGCAUCGUGAGAUAGAUAGAUAACACAGGCUUCAUUUUAAGAGCCUUAUACAAACGGUCACAAUGACUGUUAUGGAAUUUUUUGGAUGUGCCUUCCUGGCCUUUGGUCCACCGCUUGCAAUGUUUACAUUUACAAUAGCCAAGGAUCCUAUUAGAAUUAUAAUUUUAAUUGCGAGCGCAUUUUUCUGGCUGCUGUCAUUACUGAUUUCGUCGUUAUGGUGGUUUAUAGUAGUUCCACUUAAAAGCAAGUUGGCGUUUGGGCUGGUUUUCUCAGUGUUUUUUCAAGAAAUCUUUAGGUUUCUUAUUUAUAAAUUGCUCCAGAAAGCUGAAGUGGGUUUGAAGAAAGUAACCGAUGCAGACACGCAGAUCACAAACAGCAAGCAUGUUUUGGCCUAUGUGUCUGGCAUGGGCUUUGGUGUAAUGAGUGGUGCAUUUUCAUUAGUAAAUGUACUGGCAGAUGCUGUUGGCCCAGCAACAAUGGGUCUCAAGGGUGGUUCUGACUUGUUCUUCAUAACAUCAGCAGCAUUCACACUUUGCAUGAUUCUCCUUCACACGUUUUGGGGAGUAAUAUUCUUCUCUGCUGCUGACAACAGGAAUUACCUACAAAUCGUGUGGGUUGUUGGCAGUCAUUUGACAGUUUCUUGCCUUACGCUGAUGAACAGCCAAAUGUGGUACGCAGCUACACUUAUACCAUCGUAUAUUAUUUUGUUGAUCAAUGGAAGCAUUGCAUUCAGUGUGGUUGGAGGAAGUUUAAGAAGUUUGGGAGCCAGCAUGUACUUAAAAGAACGAAGACAUAUUUCAGAAAAUGGACAAUCAUUAACAGUGGACUAAUACAGUUUUGCACGAUUAGGAGUAAAACCUGAAUUGAAGGAACUUGUUUAAACUUUUUUAAUUUAAGACUGCUGCCAAUUUAUUAAAAUUUGUGUACAUUUUAUAAAUAUUUAGUACAUCAAUUUUAUAUUGAAUGCUAGUGUUCUCUCCUUUAACUUAUCUUCAGAACCUCAAAAUCAAACUACCAUGUGGAUGUCAUGUCAUUUCAUGAUGAUGUGAGAAAGAAAUCUGACUGCAUAAAUGUCGUGCACAGCUUAUAUUAGUGCCAUGAGAUUUUUUAAAAUUUGUUCUGCAGGAACAAAGACACACAACCAUUCCAAAAAGCACAUGAAACAAAAUACCACUCAAUAAUUUUUACACUGUUUUAAAUUUGUGACUGAUAGACUUUAAAAAAAUCUGGAGACUGAUAUAGACCUGUAUCAGGUACAGCAGCUAAAAUUUCAUUCAAAUUCUUGUGAAUCAGCUGUAUCUGCAUACUACUGUAAGUCUGUCGGAGGAUACGGCAUUUUGACAAUAAACAAUCCUUUUUUAUUUCAAA
Schistocerca piceifrons (Central American locust) is the source of this 1566-nucleotide messenger RNA. RefSeq names its product gamma-secretase subunit Aph-1 (gene aph-1). Gene Ontology annotation, cellular component: gamma-secretase complex; membrane; endoplasmic reticulum. Gene Ontology annotation, molecular function: protein-macromolecule adaptor activity. The record is from RefSeq and is a predicted model, not a curated record. The transcript is spliced from 4 exons. NCBI's taxonomy places the organism in Eukaryota, Metazoa, Arthropoda, Insecta, Orthoptera, Acrididae. Bases 261 to 1028 code for a protein of 255 amino acids. Gene Ontology annotation, biological process: Notch signaling pathway; protein processing; positive regulation of catalytic activity.